CAUGAGUUAUCUUUUUCGGAGAAGAUGUCAACAUAAACAAACAAGCAAACAAGUCUUGAUACAACUGGGAUACUCGUAGUUUUAGUGGAGUUAAAAUGUUUGAAGUUUUAGUGAAAUUUGAGGGGGAGAGUUUGACUGUAUCGGUUGAUGCGUCGUGGACGGUAGAUCGACUGAAAAUAGAGUUUACCCGCUGCCUGGCGGCAGUGCCAGCAGCAGCAGCAGUGCCAGUGGUGGGAGAUUCUGCUGAGUCCACUGCCAGUGCCACCACCGGUAGUAUGACCAGUGCCACUGCUGGUGUUGGAGCUCUUGACCAUUCUGAGGUUCAGGUCAUUUUUUGUGGUAAAAAUCUGUCUGAUGGGAUGAAAUUACAGGAUUGUGAGCUGCAGGAGACAAGCACUUUGUUUGUAACAAGGAGGAGACGUUUUACACUUGAACCAAACUGCAGCAAAGAACGAUAUGCUAAUAUACCGACCCAGGGAGCAGCGUUAGAUGAGACGUAUACCUCUCUGCAAACUCAUCUUGAUUUGGAACCACAUAUUAAGCCACUAGGGAAUGCAAAUUAUGCCACAGAGGGUGGCCGGCUUGCUACGGCACAACAAUCGGGCGAUGCCACUAGGAAGACGCCUAAGCUCUAUGUUUAUUGCAAGACUCCUUGUCAAUCUGUACAGCCAGGAAAGCUACGUGUGUGCUGCAGUACAUGUAAGGGAGGGAUCUUUAUAGUCCAACAGGAUCCAACGUGCUGGGAUGAUGUAUUGAAGCCCUAUAGGAUCUUUGGAAGAUGCCAAACAGAGGGAUGUUCUGGAACAAUAGCUGAAUUUUACUUCAAGUGUGGCAGUCACCCGACUGCAGAUAAUGACAGAGCUGCUGCUUUAUAUCUGAUCAAGUCCAACACAAGAGACGUAGUUUGUCUAACAUGUGGAGAUAUCCAUGAUCCAGUACUAGUCUUCCCAUGUGCUGGUGGACAUACCAUCUGUCUGGAUUGCUUUGCUUCAUAUUGCCAGGUGCGACUAGAUGACAGGCAGUUUGUCUUGGCUGAUGAGGAAUUUGGCUAUACACUGCCAUGCCCAGUUGGCUGUCCAGCAUCACUGAUUAAAGAAAACCAUCACUUCAGAGUGCUCGGAAGUGAACAGUAUGCUAGGUACCAACGGUUUGGGGCUGAGGAGUGUCUGCUUCAGAAUGAUGGUGUGCUGUGUCCUUCACCAGGUUGUGGGGCUGGACUGCUACCAGACUUUGGAUCGAGGAGGGUGGAAUGUGUACAACAAGCUGGGCAAGGAUGUGGGUUUGUCUUUUGUCGCCAAUGUCGAAAUGCAUACCACAGCGGUGACUGUGAGACAUCAGCAACACAAACUGUGAUAGAUGGAGGUGGGGGAGCAUACGCAGUCAGCAGUGAGAGGGCUGCCCAGGCAUUAUGGGAGCAUGACCAAAGUAAAGAGACAAUCAGACAAUUAACAAAGCAAUGUCCAAACUGUAAGGCACCAACAGAGAAAAAUGGAGGUUGUAUGCACAUGAUAUGCCCAAUUCAGCAGUGCAAGUUUGAAUGGUGCUGGGUAUGCAGUAUUGAAUGGAACCACCAGUGCAUGGCUGAUCAUUGGUUUGAUGUUAACUUACCAUUGGUUUGAUGUUAACUGACCAUUGGUUUGAUGUUAACUGACCAUCUCAUGGGGUGGUCAUAUCAGCAUGUAUCAGGGACAGUUCAGGAUAAUAAUAUAAUAAUAAUAUCAAAGUCUUAUAUAGCGCACGUAUCUACCAAACAAGGUACUCAAGGCGCU
Asterias rubens (European starfish) is the source of this 1769-nucleotide messenger RNA. RefSeq names its product E3 ubiquitin-protein ligase parkin-like. The record is from RefSeq and is a predicted model, not a curated record. Gene Ontology annotation, biological process: ubiquitin-dependent protein catabolic process; negative regulation of protein phosphorylation; regulation of cellular response to oxidative stress. Gene Ontology annotation, molecular function: ubiquitin protein ligase activity; zinc ion binding; ubiquitin conjugating enzyme binding. The transcript is spliced from 10 exons. Lineage: Eukaryota; Metazoa; Echinodermata; Asteroidea; Forcipulatida; Asteriidae. Bases 96 to 1619 code for a protein of 507 amino acids. Gene Ontology annotation, cellular component: cytoplasm; ubiquitin ligase complex; Golgi apparatus.